AACUCUUUUUGUUCAGGCGGUCCUCGGGCACGCUGAGAGGGGUCCGUCGGUCAUGACGUCACUGGUGAUUUGGAAGAUGUUAGCCGAAACUUAAUAAGCACUACGUUGUUUCAUGCUUAAAGCCUUUCAGUGUUAAUAAAUGCGCAGUUCGUUUAAUAAGACAGGAAAUGGGUCAAAGUGUUCAUACACCAAAUUAAAAGCGUCAGGUGUGACGAAAGCGCCCACCUGUGGUCCAGCCAUGCCUCAGAAAGCGCCAAAGAGCGCUCAGACGUCCCACUACAUCGAGCUGGGAGGGUAUCAGUACUGGCCCGUCCUGGUUCCUCGAGGAAUCCGUCUGUACACGUACGAACAGAUCCCCGUGUUCCUGAGGGAGAACCCGUACAUCACAGACGGAUACAGAGCGUACCUGCCCUCCAGACUCUGCAUCAAGAGCAUCUUCAUGCUGUCCAAUGAGACGGGGAAUAUCUGGAGCCAUCUGUUGGGCUUCCUGCUCUUCUUCUUUAUCGGGGUCUACAACAUGUCGUCGGUGCUGCCCGCCUUCGGCGCCUCCAGAGAGGACUACGUCAUCUACUCCAUCGCUCUCUUCUGCUUCCAGGUACAGGGCCCAAGUGUUUCAGGUUAAUUCAGACCAAGCAGCUGCUGAAGGGGGAUCUUCAACCUUGAAAUUCAGGGUCUUCAACCUUCAUUUUUUCACAAUAAAGUUUCAAUCACUUCACAUACAACCUUUCAGUUCUGUUUAAAAUAUGUUUUAACCGGAACCGGAUCUUGCUCCUUUCACAACUGUAGAAAACCGGAGUAGGGGAACAACUGAUUUUUGGAACAUUUAGAGACUUCAGAGUUGUUUGAACUUUUCCUCAUGCUGCUAAAUACUUCACUCCUCCUUAUCUUAUCUGGAGUUUUACAGAAGCUUUAAAAAAAAAAAUGUAUUUGAUCAGACAGACGUGUGUGGGAGAGAUUGAAUCCAUCACAAAUUACAGACAAAUAUCGGUUAAUUAAGUGCCAAUAUAGGACUUUAUUUCUUGUUGAUGUGGUAUCAAACAGGUAUCAUUGUUCGAUAAAGUUUGAAAAUUCUGUUGUCAUGACGACCUUCUUGCAGAACGUUUGAUUUCUUUAGCCGCAGUGACAGAUUUGUGCUUCAAACAUGAAAACGUGUUUAAACAUGAACCCUGUUUUGCGGCACAUUUUCAGAUCAAACUCUAACAAUCUGUUACUCGGUGAAUAAAGAACCAGAUCGGAUGAAUUCAGAGAGAUAUUUUUUCUGGU
Labrus bergylta (ballan wrasse) is the source of this 1263-nucleotide messenger RNA. The record is from RefSeq and is a predicted model, not a curated record. NCBI's taxonomy places the organism in Eukaryota, Metazoa, Chordata, Actinopteri, Labriformes, Labridae.